AUGGCGCACCAGACAGCGGAAGUUCUUCGUCGCGUGCCGACAGAGGAACUCCUCAAGGAACUGGAACGAAGGGAGGCAACACGAGGAACCAACAAGCAGCAGCAGCAGCGACUUGUGCUGAUUGGACCUCCUGGAAGCGGCAAGGGGACGCAAGCCUCUUUCUUGAGGGAGCGACUCUGCUUAUGUCAGUUGGCAACCGGUGACCUUUUGCGGAAUGCUGUUGCUCAAGGCACAGAGCUCGGAAAGGAAGCGAAGAAAGUUAUGGAGGCAGGUGGCCUCGUAAGCGAUCAAAUCGUGCUGGGACUGGUUCGUGAGAACCUCCGCAGACCAGAGUGUAAGAACGGUUUCAUCCUAGAUGGAUUUCCGAGAACACUGGAGCAGGCUCGGAAGCUGGAUGAACUGCUUGCCACUGACGGUAUCGGACCCUUGAGCGCUGUGCUGAACUUCGCCGUUCCAGAUGAACUGCUGAAGCGUCGGAUUCUUGGGCGAUGGGUCCAUCCGGCGAGUGGACGGACGUAUCAUGAAGAGUUUCACCCGCCAAAGGUGCCCAUGCGAGACGAUGAAACUGGUGAACCGCUGGUGCAACGCUCUGACGAUCAGCCGGAUGUGCUCGUGAAGAGACUAGCGGCCUUCCACGCCAGCACGAAACCGGUGCUCGAUUACUACGAAAAACGAGGUAUUCUGCAUCAGAUCGAUGCGAGCAAAAGUAUACCGCAAGUACGCCAGCAGCUUAGUGAAGUCCUGAGCGUUGAUCUAUCCGAUAACACGGAACGCGCAGAGGCCAAUGGCUGA
This is a messenger RNA of Cyanidioschyzon merolae strain 10D, 792 nucleotides long. RefSeq names its product probable adenylate kinase. Gene Ontology annotation, molecular function: ATP binding; AMP kinase activity. Bases 1 to 792 code for a protein of 263 amino acids. The transcript has a single exon. Gene Ontology annotation, cellular component: cytoplasm; mitochondrion. The record is from RefSeq and is a predicted model, not a curated record. Gene Ontology annotation, biological process: nucleobase-containing compound metabolic process. Lineage: Eukaryota; Rhodophyta; Bangiophyceae; Cyanidiales; Cyanidiaceae.